Haliotis rufescens (red abalone) is the source of this 729-nucleotide messenger RNA. Its product is annotated as protein TRACHEARY ELEMENT DIFFERENTIATION-RELATED 7A-like. The transcript has a single exon. NCBI's taxonomy places the organism in Eukaryota, Metazoa, Mollusca, Gastropoda, Lepetellida, Haliotidae. Bases 1 to 729 code for a protein of 242 amino acids. The record is from RefSeq and is a predicted model, not a curated record.
AUGAACCCGCCUACGCCUUGCCCUAACAGCAUCUGGACCUGCCCCCCUUCCUCCAACCUCCACCUCACCUUGUCCCACCUCCUCUCACCUCCUCCAACCACCACCUCACCUUGUCCCACCUCCUCCUCCUCCUCUCACCUCCUCCAGCCACCACCUCACCUUGCCCUGCAGCAUCUGGGCCUGCCCCCCUUCCUCCAACCUCCACCUCACCUUGUCCCACCUCCUCUCAUCUCCUCCAACCACCACCUCACCUUGUCCCACCUCUCACCUCCUCCAACCACCACCUCACCUUGUCCCACCUCCUCCAACCACCACCUGACCUUGUCCCACCUCCUCCUCCUCCUCCUCUCACCUCCUCCAACCACCACCUCACCUUGUCCCACCUCCUCUCACCUCCUCCAACCACCACCUCACCUUGUCCUGCAGCAUCUGGGCCUGCCUCCAUUCCUCCAACCACCACCUCAUCUUGUCCCACCUCCUCUCACCUCCUCCAACCACCACCUCACCUUGUCCCACCUCUUCUCACCUCCUCCAACCACCACCUCAUCUUGUCCCACCUCCUCUCACCUCCUCCAACCACCACCUCACCUUAACCUGCAGUAUCUGGACCUGCCCCCACCCACCCCCCACCCCCACCCCCCUGCCCUCUUCCACCAACCACCACCUCACCUUGUCCUACCAGCAUCUGGACCUGUCCCCUUUCCUCCAACCUCCAUUCAAUCACCUUAG